This is a messenger RNA of Vanderwaltozyma polyspora DSM 70294, 1971 nucleotides long. RefSeq names its product Rad34p (gene RAD34). Bases 1 to 1971 code for a protein of 656 amino acids. The transcript has a single exon. Gene Ontology annotation, molecular function: single-stranded DNA binding; damaged DNA binding. Gene Ontology annotation, biological process: nucleotide-excision repair; mismatch repair. The record is from RefSeq and is a predicted model, not a curated record. Gene Ontology annotation, cellular component: cytoplasm; nucleotide-excision repair factor 2 complex; XPC complex. Lineage: Eukaryota; Fungi; Ascomycota; Saccharomycetes; Saccharomycetales; Saccharomycetaceae.
AUGGAUGCUGAUGAAGAUUUCCAAUAUACCACUGAAAAUAUUGAUGAGAUAUCUGAUUCCAGCGAUGAGGAAGACUUUGAAUGGGAAGAUGUUAAUCUUGAUUCAGAAAUAGUAGUGACUUUAGAUAAUCCAGAUACUUCACAUGUGUUCAAAAGAGGUGAGAAGAUUAAGAAAGUAUCUAAUCAGUACCAGAAGUUGAAAUAUGGAUUACAGUUGGCAGAAAUACCCUUAUUUUUACGAACAUUAAAAGAAAGAUCAAGCUGGGCCAAAGAUGAAAGAUUGAACAGAAGAUUGAAAAGAUCAGUGCCAAAACUAAUUAUGAAGAAGUUCAAGAAAUGGUCUAGUGAAAAUUCUGAACAGAGACCAAAAAUGUUAAGAACUUUACUUUUAGGAUUGAUUCUUUGGUUCAGAACAAAUUACAAGAUAAAUGCUAAUGGGUUUCGACAGAAUUUUAAUAGGCUACAAUAUCUGAUAAGAUAUUACAACUCCAGCUCUAAAAGUCUAUCGGAGAGGGCUACCUAUUUACUCAAUCAUGAAUAUAUUCACUAUGGAUCAAGGCCUUCAAAUAUCGAUUCUGUUGAUGGGAUUAGAAAUAUGGCUAAGCAAAAAAUGGCAAAUAGGGAUAUCUUAUGUCUAUUCUUCAUAAUUAUUUUGAAAAACUUACUACCAGCUAAAUAUGAAUUAUUUCUAUGUUUUGCAUUGCCAUUGCAUGAUUUUGAGAUGACAUCCACCAAUUUGAAAUACCAAAUUAAUGAAAACAUUGGUACAAUUCCAAACCGUUUUGAUUCAGAUUUAUUAGUACCCAAUUUUUGGAUUGAACUUAAGACUAUUGAGAAUGAACUGUAUAUCAUUGAUCCAAUUGUAAGUGUUAAAGAAAGUAACAUGGUAUUUAGACAAAAUGAGAAUCGAGUUUCUGACGUUUUCAAGCCCAAGCACGAUUUCAAAUCUCAAAUAGUCCAGAAAUUCGAUUAUGUUGCAAAGAUUAAUAUCAAUACAUCUUCAAUUAGUGACGUUUCUCCAAGGUACAUAUCAGAUUUAUGUUUCAGAUAUUUCCCUAUUCAACCAUAUUCUAGCCUUUCCAAAUCAAGAAACAUUAAAAGUUAUCAAUUGUAUAUUGCAUCGAUUUGUAAGCUGAAUGAAAAUAAUUCAGGAAAUUGCGAUAUUGAUUUUGAAUCAAUGGAAAAGUUGGCAUUCAAACAUUAUACUCUGCCAAACAGUUAUUUAGAUAUGAAAAAGGCUGUAAAUUUUAUUGUUCCAAGUUUACUUAAAAGUAAUGAGACUUUGGAUUCUGAUUCUGUAAGCAUUGGUGAAUUUUCUUAUAAUAUUAACAAUAAAGUGGUAAAAGAAUUAAUAUACUGGAAGAAUGCAGUUACACAAUUGAAAAGUAGGCAACACUGGGCAAUUUUAGGUCGAACGGUAAAAGAAUGUUCUACCCCAGUUAAAUUUAAAAAAUAUUUGACUAUGAAAGGAAGAAGAGACAGUAAAAUAGAUCAGUAUGCAAUUAAAGAAUUAUUUUCUUAUAAUCAAACAUCUAAGGCACUUCCACCGAAAAGUAUAAUUAUAGACAAAUAUGGGAAUUCAUUAAGAAUAACAAACCCGUUACAUUUUACAAAUGAAUUAAACCAUGUAGAAAUUUACUGUGAUUCGAUGAUACCAGAAGGUUUUUCAUUAAUACCUAUAUCCAAAGAUUUGAAACUUCAAAUAACUAAGUUCAAUAAAGAAAUUAUGAAGAAAAGGGAUUCUAACACUAUCAGAUAUGCAGAAGUUGUAACUGGAUUUGAUUUCAAACGUAAGCCAGGAUAUGCAAUGCCAAAAAUUUCACAUAUAUUAGUGAAUACAGUUGAUUCCAAAAGAGUUCAAGAUAUAAUAAAGCAAAAUAAGGAAUUGUCAGCUUUACUUGAUUGGAAACAAUUAAUAACCAGAACUAAAAUUUUUGAACAUAUUGAAACAAAUUACAGCAAUUAUGAUUAA